Talaromyces atroroseus is the source of this 1134-nucleotide messenger RNA. RefSeq lists its product as hypothetical. Lineage: Eukaryota; Fungi; Ascomycota; Eurotiomycetes; Eurotiales; Trichocomaceae. The coding region runs from base 1 to 1134 and encodes 377 amino acids. The record is from RefSeq and is a predicted model, not a curated record. The transcript has a single exon.
AUGUCGAUUGAUAGACCGCACAUCUUCGGCGGCGUGCCCGACGUGCUCUUCCUGAUCCUGAGCAUGGGCGAGGCGUCGACCAUCCCAGUGCUGUGUCGCCUGAACAAGGCCACUUUCGAGACCAUCAAGUCCCACGAGGCCUUUCUCUGCACCUCGUUUCUGCGUCUUCAUGAGAUCAGCCCGCCGCUGGACAAGAUCCUGACCAUGGACCCGAUCACGGGCCAGCGCAGCCCGCUCAGCUUCAUCAACCUGCAGAAGUUCAUGUAUCGCCGCGAGACCGCGCUGCGACUGGCCUCACGCGUUGCGCGCUCCGGCUGGGGCGCCUGGUGGGCCAUAAAGGGCGCCGGGGAGAUGGACGCCGAAGCCGAGAUGUUUCGCCAGCGCGUCGAACGAGGCCUGUAUGUCAUGUUCCACAUGUCGGAUAUCGCCCGCGACAUUGAGCGCGUCAAGCUACGCCCAUGCACGCUUGCCGUGGGCUCCUACCGCCUUCUCCUGCUGAGCUGGCUGCCCUGCAUAGGAUUCGAGAGAUCCGCCGCCAAUCGCAGCCCAUGGUGGUUCCCUCGGCACAUGUCGCACGUCCACGUCGUGCUGCUGCGGAAGACGCAGCAGCGAGAAGUCGGCAAACGGCGAUGGCGCUUCCGGCAGAUGCUCGAUCUGGAGCGACGCGUGGAUUUCCACAUUGCCUUGCAGAUGCUGCGGCAGUUUCUCGAGACUAUCAUCUUUGCCCAUAGUCCCGAUGACGACGCCAGCAUCAACAGCUUAAACGAGGACGUGGACGUGACAAACUGGUUUCUUCUGCGGCAGAGCGCGCACUCACUCGCUCGCAUUUUCCUUGAGUUGCCCGAUGGGAAUUGCUGUAGCAUUGAAGAGCGCGCGCGGAAGGGCGAGGAGGGAGGAGGAGGAGGAGGAGGAAGAAGAAGAGAACCUCCGGUAUGCAAUUAUUCUGAAGCGCUCAAGGAAUACUGGGAUGCGCGCAACGGAGACUCAACUGUCGACUGCAAGCAGUGCGAGGCUUGGUUGAGGAGUUCGAGUACACAAAGCAUUCUCAACGAUUUCUUCGGACUACAUGCCUUUGACCUGGGCAAGCAGUGGGUUCGUCAGAUGCGAGGAGAGGGCGAUCUAUUCGAUGGAUGA